AUGCCGCGCUCCAAGCAACAACCAAGCCUGCUAAUUGCUAACAACAAGAUCACAGUUUACGAUGACUUACCCUUCUCCGUACUCCUCGACCGGCGCAAGUUUGUGCCCGUCACCCGGGUCUUGCACGACCAGGGAAUCAGGUACCGAUGGGGGAUGUCGCAAACCCUAGUAGUUCAGCAUGGAGAGGCGAUGAAGGUCCUAUUGGCCUCUGACGACCACACCUCCACCUGCUCACACCACCCCUCCCUGAGCAGCAGGGGACAGCAGCACAGGCAGCAGAGAACCCCAGCUUGCAACAAAAACGCAGGUCCCGGCAAACAGAGGAAACAAGUCACCCGGGGCGGCGGGACCCCCCGUAGGUACCUGCAAAUUGGAGGUCCCUCAGCAGCGAUGGAGAGGCAAGAGGACCAUGCAGUCAUUCAGGGCAGUUUGAGCAGGCCCAAUCAAAGGACUUACCAUUACUCUGUAAACCAACACUGCCAAAGACAUGGACUACCUCACGCUGAUCUUACAUUUUCCUAA
Molecule: messenger RNA, 522 nt
Organism: Pelobates cultripes (western spadefoot toad)
Lineage: Eukaryota; Metazoa; Chordata; Amphibia; Anura; Pelobatidae
Source: the annotation of a GenBank genome assembly